This is a messenger RNA of Drosophila mauritiana, 1111 nucleotides long. RefSeq lists its product as uncharacterized. NCBI's taxonomy places the organism in Eukaryota, Metazoa, Arthropoda, Insecta, Diptera, Drosophilidae. The record is from RefSeq and is a predicted model, not a curated record. Bases 455 to 922 code for a protein of 155 amino acids. The transcript has a single exon.
UCAAUCCAAAAUCAUUCUGAAAUCUAAUUAAACCCAAAUCAAAAGCAAUGUUUCGGUUUGGGGGAAAAUUUUGGAAAUUUUUACUUUGAAAAUGGUUUGGCGUACACCAAAGAUCGCAAGGUUGUGCGACUGGUGACGAUCUCUGCGAAGUGGCACUUUUCGAAGAGCCAACUCUGGAAGCACUUCUCGAGUUUUGGAACUGUGGAGGAUCUCCAAUGGAAAAAGAAUAAGAGAGUGGGAUCGGUUCUUUUUCAAGAGGCUUCCCAAGCGACAAGGCGAAAGUUAAAAAUCUCUGCCAAUUUCCUUGGAGAUUUUAAAUGUUUCAAAAUGCGAUAGUCUGUUGCCCAAGCAUCUUAUCAAUCUUGCGUCCCUGUCGCAUCUCCGCGAACUGCGCUGCUCUGGCAUUUCCAAGUUUGCGAAAAAGCUGUACAAACGGUUCGCACAUUACUGUCCAAUGCUCGAGGUUACCGACAUUAUGAAGAAGAUACAGCUGGGCGGUCUGUCUCGUCUCCACACCUUGGUCAUUCAGUCUUCCGAAGGGUUUGGCGACCAUAUGAAAAACUUGCUGCUUACGUCGAUCGCGGAAUCGUAUUCGCUGCGCCAUCUGGAGAUUAUAGAUUCUUUUGAACGUUUUUUCGCUAUUUCCUUCGAUCUGAGUAUUUUAUCCCCGCUUAAAGAACUACGGACCCUAAUAUUACAUAAUCUGAACUUUACACCGGUGCACCUAAUGGGACUGCAAAAAUUCACUGCCUUGGAGUUUCUGGACCUGACUGGCUCGCCCGAUCUAUCCAAUGAGGACGUUGCGAAGUUGACGAAACCGCUUGGCAGACUGCGCCGACUAACGGUUGAGCGUUGUCCUCUUAUCUCACGACAAUUAACCGAGAUCCUGAAAGGGAAUCCUAAGCUUCAAGUAGUCUUUUAGGGUCAGCUCAACAACAAUGUUUUUAUAUCUUUCCUAAGAAGUGCAGACUUUGCAUUUGUAUCAAUUUGUAUCAACUAACUUUAUAUUCGACCCGUUGAGCUUAUGGAAUAAAUUGUCCAUUUUGUAAUAUUGUUAACUCCACCGCCAAAAUAUAAUAAAUACAUACAGAUAUACUACCCAUAGCAAAAC